Molecule: messenger RNA, 1272 nt
Organism: Ectocarpus siliculosus
Lineage: Eukaryota; Phaeophyceae; Ectocarpales; Ectocarpaceae
Source: the annotation of a GenBank genome assembly
ACCACGCACGCCGUCGAAGAGCGAGAAGUACGAGCACAGAGGAUCCCAACAGGCCCUGAAUGUAGACAGGGUGAAGCUUCAGUUCUCCGCGGAAUGUUCCUUCGACGACAUUGCAGUUUGGCGUUGGGCGCGUAUCGACGUUGCUCUCGUCGAUCAUGCUUCAAACCAGCCGAGCCCUGUGAUGCUACAUGUAGGGGUACAGGAUUGCCUCGCCGUCGGUGCUUCUCGAGACUUUCUGAAGGCAGUGUGGGUUUCAUCGGGCUAGGAAACAUGGGCUCGUGCAUGGCAACGAGCUUGGUGAGAGCCGGUCACGACGUCCUACUUUUCGACGUUGAUGCACGUAAAGCCAAGGCUGUGGCAGCUGAUACCGGCGCCACGGCGGCAUCGUCCCUGAAAGAGGUCGCCCAAGCGAGUCUCUUCAUCGUCACGAUGUUGCCGAACACUUCGAACGUGGAGAAAGUGUACCUGGGGGGAACCUCCCACCAUCGCCGAGAGGGGGCCACGACCGAUGGUCCUUCCCUGUCACCGGAGAAGCAGCGCGUGAGACAGGCGGGGAACGGUGACACCGAGACUGAGCAAGGGCUUUUGGAUUGGGUUCGGUCGGGGACUCUGGUGGUAGACAGCAGUACGAUUGACCCGCUCGCUUCGAGGAGGGUCAACGCCAUCGCCGAGAUCAAGGGUGUUACAAUGGUUGAUGCUCCUGUCAGCGGAGGGGUCCCCGCAGCCGCAAACGCCACUCUCACCUUUAUGGUAGGCGGGACUGACGAGGGGUUGGAACUUGCUCGCCCCCUGCUGAUGGCGAUGGGAUCCAAGGCCGUACAUUGUGGGGACGCCGGUGCCGGGUGCAUCGCAAAGGUCUGCAACAACUUGAGCCUUGCGAUCUCGAUGAUCGGAGUGGCCGAGGCCAUGAGUCUUGGCUCCAAGAUGGGAAUGGACGCGAAGGUCCUGGCGAGCGUCCUUAACUCGUCGACAGCGCGUUGCUGGAGCUCUGAGGCGUACAACCCCUUCCCCGGGGUGAUGGAAAACGUCCCCUCUUCCAGGGGUUUCCAGGGAGGCUUUGCGGCGUCUUUGAUGGAAAAGGAUUUGCACCUCGCUCUACAGGCGGCGAGUGAGAGUUCCCAGUCUCUGCCAAUGGGGGCACACGCGCACCAGCUUUACUCCCAGCUAUGCAACGAAGGGUGGGUGGUCUCGUCGAACAACACUUGUUGGACGUGUGUCAAGCCACUUUCAACUUUCAACGGGCGCGUGUGCGUUGUCUUCGACAACCACUAG